GUGGAGUCCUGCUCAAACCCUGGGUAGAUGAAACAUCCUCUUUCAAGUGGGGAAACUGCAGAAACUGUGAGAAAAAUCAUCAAUGAGAAUCACCUGUCAUUGAAAGUGGGAGGACACUUGACACUGUGGGAGAGUGCAAAGAACAGAGAGUGAUUGGCAGGAGGAGGAGAGUCUGACGGAGGAGCAGAGGAAUGUUGGCAGCCAUUUAGUCUGAGCUCAACAACGGAGGAAACAUGGAUUCUUCACAAAAAAAAUGUAAACACAGCAAUGGAGUGAGAUGUCGGAGCUCUGAGGAGGAUAAGGAUGGUUCGGCAACAACAGCAAAAAGAGAUGAAUCACUCAGUUGUGAGCAAUGUGGCAAGACUUUUAUCACAGCAACAAAGCUAAGAAUUCACAAACGUAUUCACACUGUGGACAAACCAUUCAGCUGUGAUCAGUGUGGAAAGGCUUUUACUAAGAAGAGUAAUCUAACAAGUCAUCAACUCAUUCACAGUGGAGUAAAACCAUUCAGCUGUGAUCAGUGUGGAAAGGCUUUUACUCAGAAGAUUAAUCUAGCAAGUCAUCAACUCAUUCACAGUGGAGUUAAACCAUUCAGCUGUGAUCAGUGUGGAAAGGCCUUUACUCACAAGAGGAAUCUUGCAAAUCAUCAACUCAUUCACAGUGGAGUGAAAUUGUUCGGCUGUGAUCAAUGUGAGAAGUCUUUUACUCACAAGAGUAACUUAAAAAGACAUCAACUCAUUCACAGUGGAGUUAAACCAUUCAGCUGUGAUCAGUGUGGAAAGGCUUUUACUAAGAAGAGUCAGUUAAAAAGCCAUCAACUCAUUCACAGUGGAGUGAAAUUGUUUGGCUGUGAUCAGUGUGGAAAGGCUUUUACUCUGAAGAGUCACUUAAAAAGCCAUCAACUCAUUCACAGUGGAGUGAAACCAUUCAGCUGUGAUCAGUGUGGAAAGGCUUUUACUCACAAGAGUACUCUAGCAAAUCAUCAACUCAUUCACAGUGGAGUUAAAUCAUUCAACUGUGAUCAGUGUGGAAAGGCUUUUACUCAGAAGAGUCAGUUAAAAAGUCAUCAACUCAUUCACAGUGGAGUUAAACCAUUCAACUGUGAUCAGUGUGGAAAGGCUUUUACUCACAAGAGUACUCUCGCAUAUCAUCAACUCAAUCACAGUGGAGUGAAACCAUUCAACUGUGAUCAGUGUGGAAAGGCUUUUACUCAGAAGAGUCAGUUAAAAAGUCAUCACCUCAUUCAUAGUGGAGUUAAACCAUUCAACUGUGAUCAGUGUGUGAAAACCUUUACUCAACAUGAACAGUUGUUGAUCCAUCAAUGCCCCCAUUCUGGUAGGAAGCGGUACCACUGUGACUCCUGUGAAAAAACUUUCAGCUCCCAACAGAGCUUAAAACGUCACCAACGCAUCCACACUGGACAUGAUGUGUAUGUAUGUGAUCACUGUGGCAAACCAUUUGUACGGUACUCAGAGUUAAAAGCUCAUGAAGUGACCCACACUGGGGUUAAACCAUACGUUUGUGACCAGUGUGGGAAACGCUACAGCUUCAUUGCAGGCCUCAAAAUUCACCAACGUGUCCACACUGGGGAGAGACCAUACAGAUGUGAUGAGUGUAAGAAGACUUUUACAACUUUGGGUUCCCUGAAACAACACCAGCAGUUCCACACCAGAAAGAAAGCAUUCAAUCAGUGUCACAGUGAGCAGAACGGAACAGAUGGACAAAACUCUCAGACUCGUCAGCACUCUACCAACGGUGAACAGUGCUGCUUUUACCAAUCUGGACCAACGUCCAACCAACAAGGAACCCUGCAACAACACCAGUGUAUGCACACUGGACACAGACUGAACCCCUGCCAAGAAGAUUUCUCCAUGCAGGGUUCAGUAAAAGUUCAUGAAGUCCUCCACAAACUUAAAGUCCUUGAGAUUCGGCUUCACAGAAUUCAGGUCUAAUUUCUUGUUUAGUGUCUUCGUUGCAAAAUCCAUGAAGAGGAAAGCUGUCGUUAACAGACAUGACUGGUAAAUUAAUUAAACCAUUCACAGUGGUGACUCAGUUAAAUUAUCAGUGGUAGAGGGAUAGACGUCUGGAUGGAGGCAGUGAGCAGCAGGACGAAUUUCCUCGAUUACCAGCUUAAUCGUUCCUCAGAUCCGUCUGGGCUGCAGGAACCCGUUAGAUGCAGAACUGGUUCAGUGAUUCUCUGAUGAUCAAUCAUAAUUAAUUUAGGAGAUUACUGGCCUUAGGAUUCAUAUGUCUAUCAUCUAUCAUGAUGAAGAAUCUCUAAUAUAAAACAAAUAGAUCAACUAAUCUCUGAUUAUGUGUGAGUUGAAAUAUAAAAACACUAAGUGUUGGAUGAAAGGUCCAAUCUUUGAAAGCUGACAUGUAGUUUAUUAUCAUUUCUUUGUAAAUUAGCUGCAUCCAGUCAUUACCAUGACAUUGGCAUCAUGGAACCAUGACCACAUAUAUGUGUCUGGAGAUAGUGGCAUUUUUAUAACGGCACAUUUUCAUGCUUUGACAGAUACAGUGAGGGAAAAAAAGUUUUCAGACACCCUGAAAAUUUUUACACAAUCUUAAAUAUUAGCAUGAAAUGUUUGUUUUUUUGUGUGUUUCUAAGGGUGUGGCUGCGUCAGACAGACACAAAUACAAAUUAUUAUUUUUAUUUGUUGUUUACAAGAAAAACUAACAAAACUAAAUUCUACCAAAUUUCUCAUUUUAUGGAACAAGUCAGUUUUUGGUUUUGAAUGUCUUUUUUAGGAUGUGUUUCGUUUUAUGAUUGUACUGCUCAAUCAAUAAACUUCAUUGACAAUUUCAACAUCUUUUGGGAACGCAGACACCUCUUUAAGGCAAAUGGAAUUUUCCUUAACAGAUCAGGACUGCUGCUACUGUCCUCAAACAUUUUCUACUCCGUGCGUCAGACACCAGCCAGUCAGAGAUAAAAGCCAAGGACAUUCAAAACAACAGAUUGCACAGCACGCUGGAGAAGAACUGUUGCUGCUGGAGAUAAGGACUGACCAAGGACAACAAGGAACCCAGGAAGAGGCCCCAACUAUGUCACCACCUCCUGCCCCUCAUCCAACAGAUCAAAGACAACAAGAAACCCAGGAAGAGGCCUCAACUACGUCAACACCUCCUUCCCCUCAUCCAACAGAUCAAAGACAACAAGAAACCCAGGAAGAGGCCUCAACUACGUCAACACCUCCUGCCCCUCAUCCAACAGAUCAAGGGCAACAAGGAUCCCAGAGAGAGGCGUCAACUACAUCAUCGCCUCCUGCCACUCAUCCAACAGACCACUGUCAAAUCUUCACCCCCACAGCAAGAGGAAACCUCCCCUAACUCCUUACCCUCCCCAGCCAGUCUCUCUCCUUCCCCUACUCAUCUGGAUUUCACAGAUGACAUGAAAAGGCGUGUUAAUGCUGGAACAAAACUGACACCACGCCGAAAUCCCAUAUGCUUGCCAACUAGUCUUGUCUUUGAAAAUUCAGUUGUUUCUGAUGUCUGAUAUGUGCCAGGUCCAGGCUUCAAAGCUGAUAUUAAUGUCAUCAGCCAGGAAAAGCCGGGGCCUUAUGGAAAUCAGGUAAACAUUAUUUCUGUCCUAGUAGGCAACAGGAAAAGAAAGGUGGCUAUGUCAAGACACAGAAAGAAAAAGCUUUUAAAUACAUUACAUAUUAUUUGUGAACCACAAACAUCUUCCGCUCACAUGGCAGGCAAAACUCCUCAAACAUUAACGAUGGCUCUAUUAAACAUUAGAUCUUUAGCUGGGAAGACAUUUUUAAUUAAUGAUUUUAUUAUUGAGCACAAUCUUGAUUUUAUGUUUUUAACUGAAACUUGGUUAGACCAAAAUAACAGAACAGCUGUUCUCAUCGAGUCGACCCCUCCCAACUUCAGUUUUAUCAGUGAGGCCAGGGUGCAUAAGAGAGGGGGCGGUGUUGCAAUUUUAUUCAAAGAAUCUUUUCAAUAUCAGCAGUUAUCCUUUGAACAUUUCUCCUCGUUUGAGUACAUAGCCCUUCAACUGAAGUCCUCAUCUCGAGUUGUGCUACUUAAUGUUUACAGGCCUCCUAAAUACUGUGCAAACUUUUUUGAUGAUUUUAGUGAACUGCUGUCUAUGAUCUGCAUUGAUUUUGACUGUAAUUAUUGCUGGCGACUUUAACAUCCAUAUUGACAAUCCUCAGGGCAGAGGGACUAUAGAUCUAUGUAACACUCUUGACAACUUUGGGUUGGUUCAGCAUGUAACAGAGGCCACACAUGACAAAGGGCAUACGUUAGACCUACUUAUCUCCAAGGGUCUGAGUAUUUCCAAUGUUACAGUGUCUGACGUUGGUCUUUCUGAUCAUUCCUGUGUUUUCUUUGAGAGCACUGUCUCGGCGCAGUCAGCAACUUUCACAGAGGUAACCAAAAAACGGUGUAUUCCUGAAAACACCUCUGAAAUAUUUAACCAGGCUUUUUAUUCUACACCAGCUCCGUCUGGGGCUUCAGUCGAUGAGCUGAUAGGUAGUUUUAAUGCUAAAAUUGUAAACAUUAUGGAUGCCAUUGCUCCAACUAAGGUGAAAGUUAUCUCUGGUAAGAAAAAAUCUCCAUGGAGAAAUGCCACACUGGUCAGAAAUGGCAAAAGAGGGUGUAGGAAAGCUGAACGCAGAUGGCGAAAAUCAAAACUCCAGGUUCAUUAUGACAUUUACAAAGAGAAACUGUGGAAUUACAAUUUACAACUUAAAAAUGCAAGACAAUCUUAUUUCGCAGAUAUAAUCACCAAAAACAGUCACAGUACACGAGCCUUAUUUGCUACCGUGGACAGACUAACAAACCCUCGUGUGUCAGUAGCCCCUGAGCUGCAUUCUACCAGGGCCUGCAACGACUUUGCAUCAUUCUUUAUAGAGAAAAUCCAAAACAUUAGACAAGCAGUUAGUGCCCCCACAGCAGGUUCAGGAUAUGUCCUGUGUCAGCGUAAAACCAUUUUAAACACCACGACGCAAUUUAAUCCUAUUAAUCACAAAAACCUGGAGGACAUUAUACAUCCACUAAACUCCUCCUCCUGCUGUCUGGAUAUUCUGCCAACAAGGUUUAUCAAAAAAGUCUCCCAAGUACUGCUGGCGGAUCUUUUAUGGAUUGUGAACUUGUCUCUUAUGUCAGGUGUUUUUCCUCAGGCUUUAAAAACUGCUGUGAUUACACCACUUUUAAAAAAGAGCAGCCUCGACAAGUUACAAAUGAAUAGCUACAGACCAAUCUCUAAUCUCCCAUUUUUAAGUAAGAUCAUUGAAAAAGCAGUUUUUCAACAGCUAAACAAUUACUUAAAAAAAUAAAAAACAGCUUCAAUGCUUUUCAGUCAGGUUUUCAACAGCACCACAGCACUGAGACGGCUCUCAUCAAGGUAAUUAAUGACAUCCGCUUAAACACAGACAGCGGCAGGAUGUCGGUCCUAGUCCUGCUGGAUCUGAGUGCUGCGUUUGACACAGUCGACCACAAUAUACUACUUAACCGACUGGAGAACUGGGUGGGACUAUCCAGCACAGUACUCAACUGGUUCAAAUCUUACCUAAAGAAUAGGAAUUACUUUGUGUCUAUAGGUAACUUCACGUCUGAGCAGACAGUAAUUACAUGUGGAGUUCCCCAAGGUUCCAUCCUGGGGCCUCUUCUGUUUAACAUCUAUAUGCUCCCACUGGCUCAGAUUAUUGAAAACAAUAAUGUAAGUUACCAUAGCUAUGCAGAUGACACGCAGAUCUACAUUACAAUGUCCCCAGGAGACCAUGGCCCUAUACAGGUGCUGGGAAAGUGUAUUGAACAGAUAAAUGAGUGGCUGUGUCAAAACUGAGGUAAUGGUUUUUGGAGCCAAGGAAGAGCGAUUAAAGGUGAGCCUAGAGCUUCAGUCUUUACAGUUAAAAACUGCAGACCAGGCCAGAAAUCUGGGUGUGGUGAUGGACUCAGAACUCAGCUUUGGAAAACACAUUAAAGCAGUUACAAAGUCGGCUUACUAUCACUUAAAAAAUAUCUCAAGAAUUAAAGGGCUGAUGUCUCAGCAGGACCUGGAAAAGCUAGUCCAUGCAUUUAUUUUCAGUCGGCUUGAUUACUAGGUCUACCUAAAAAAACACUCAAACAACUGCAGCAGAUUCAAAACUCUGCUGCCCGAGUCCUCACUAAAACCAAGAAUAGAGAUCAUAUCACUCCAGUUUUAAAGUCCUUACACUGGCUUCCUGUCACUCAGAGGGUAGAUUUUAAAGUCCUGCUGCUGGUCUACAAAGCUUUAAAUGGUCUAGGACCAAAAUACAUCAGAGACCUCCUGACUCAGUAUGAACCACCCAGACCACUCAGGUCAUCUGGAUCAGAUCUUCUAGUAGUUCCUAGAGUAAAAACCAAACACGGAGAAGCUGCAUUCAGCUUCUAUGCCCCAUAUAUAUGGAACAAACUCCCAGAAAACUGUAGAUCAGCUGAAACUCUCAGCACAUUUAAAUCCAUUCUUAAGACAUACCUGUUCUCAGCUGCUUUUGAUUAAAGUAUUUUAAAUUAUUUUAAACCUUAUUUUAUGACAGUUACUUUUAACAGUUAUUUUAAACAGCCCUUGUUUUCUGACUCUUGUUUUUGAUCUUUUUACUGUUCUGUUUUUCUUUUAAUAAUUGCCCUUGUUUUUUCUGACUUCUGUUUUUGAUGUUUUUACUGUUCUGACUUUUUUUAAAAUGAUUUCAUAAAUGUUUUCUUUUGUUUUUCUUUUAAUAAUCAUCAUCCUCUGUUCUUAAUGCCUUUGUAAAGCACUUUGAAUCGCCUCGUUGUUGAAAUGUGCUAUAUAAAUAAAUUUGCCUUGCCUUGCCUAAAAUAAAUGA
Molecule: messenger RNA, 6803 nt
Organism: Acanthochromis polyacanthus (spiny chromis)
Lineage: Eukaryota; Metazoa; Chordata; Actinopteri; Pomacentridae
Product: zinc finger protein OZF-like
Exons: 4
Coding region: 234-1952 (572 amino acids)
Biological process (GO): regulation of transcription by RNA polymerase II
Cellular component (GO): nucleus
Molecular function (GO): DNA-binding transcription factor activity, RNA polymerase II-specific; RNA polymerase II transcription regulatory region sequence-specific DNA binding
Source: RefSeq, a predicted model, not a curated record